Molecule: messenger RNA, 2082 nt
Organism: Vicia villosa (hairy vetch)
Lineage: Eukaryota; Viridiplantae; Streptophyta; Magnoliopsida; Fabales; Fabaceae
Product: heavy metal-associated isoprenylated plant protein 3-like
Exons: 4
Coding region: 1361-1864 (167 amino acids)
Molecular function (GO): metal ion binding
Source: RefSeq, a predicted model, not a curated record
UUUUGAGUCCUACUUCAUUACCCAACUUAAAAUGUUGGGUAACUUUACCCACUUGACAUGUCUCUCAUAGAUUGGUUGUUAUUUAUUUCAUUUGUCAUGUCAUCAAUACAUUUUAGUUUUUAAUUUUUACCCAUAUCAUUUUAUAAUUGCAUAUUUGUCCUAACUCUCAAUUUAUUUUAAAUUAUUAUUUUUAAUUAAAAAAAUAGAAGUUUCUUUUCAUUCAUUUUUUAAAUGGAUGAAAUUGGGAAACCUAACAGAAGCAAUCAAAGCUCAGAACCAAUACAACAAUGGCGGAAGUUGAAGUCGCAGCAGCUUGUUGAGUUAAUGCUGGGAGGUUUGAAAAGCGCUACUUUGCUCUGCCUUCUCAGACACCUCUCUUGUGGCUCAUUCCUUUCCCUGCUAACCUCCGCUCACCAUCAUGCGCUUGCCGUCCGCAAUCCUCUGUACGUUGAUUCAUUUUAAUUAAGCAAUAAGAAACGAUAAGAAGGAUGUGUUCGAUUCAGGGGUCAAUAAUUAUUAUCAAUUAGUUUCAUUUUUUAGUUGGAUUUGAUAUACCUAGAGAAAGGUUGAAAGGAAUAAACUGGUUCUUUGCCCGAGUAAUUAACUAGAUUGAGUUGGAUUUUGAGUUGAAUUUUGAUGAUUGUUAUGUAUGUUUCUAUUUUCUUAUGUCUUUAUGAAACAGUAUUGAUUCAUCAGUGUCAUAAGAGGGACUCAACCUUUGAAACAUGACAUUUCUAUGUGUCAGUAUAUCCUCCUUUCAUCAUUAAUUCUCAUCCAACAAUAUUUUCAGUUUUUUAUCACUGUACCCAAAAUCCCUUGGUCUUGGUUAAUGAAUACUCCACCUUUUUGUUCAAGGCAAGUAACAUUAGCUUCCUGAUCUUACUCAUAUCAGGUUCUUGUUUGUAUUUGUAUUACUUCAGUGAUACCCCUAGAUAGGAGAAAUAAUUGUUUUUUUUUGUUUUUUGUUAUUAUAGAUAAAUAUUACUUUCUUAGUUGUUAAAUUAUAAACUUUCAUCCUAAUGCAUCACUCAGUAUUCAUUUUUACUCACAUAAAAAAAGAUAUAGGUCAAUUUCUAAGCAUUAACCAUGAAAAUGACAAGAUUUUGGGCACUUUUUAUAUCACACUAUAUACAUAAAUUUUAUUAGACAAAAUGACAACUAUUUUUACAACAGCAGUAACCUAUAGUUAGAAAUUUUCAGCAUUGAUCUCUCUUCUCUUCUAUUCUAUUGUCACUUUCUCUCAUUCUCUCACAAUACCCUUUUUUCUUGUUUACAAACCUUGCCCUUUUUAUGCACCUUUUCAUAUACUUUCCCCUUUUAAAACUCUUCAUUUGUGAAGUGUGUGUUAGAAAAAAAAGUUAUGAUGAGUUUGAAAACAAGUAACAAGAAAAUGAGAAGAGGUUUUAUGUGCCAUUCUCAAUCCUCAACAGCAGUGUGUAUGAACACACGUGAUCCUCGUUCUGUUGUUGUACCUAAGAGGAUUGAAAAGAGUGUUACUCUUGAUGAUACAAGAAUCAUCAACUUUGCCAAAUAUUCCAAAUCUGUUGAGUCUCCUAUGUCCAAUCCUGCCCCGAAGAUCAUGCUUAGAGAGAACUCGGUGAAGAAUCAAAAUUAUCAAGCUAUUGAACCAAGAGAACUUCAGAAAACACCAACAAAUAAUGUUUUUCAGGUGGUUGUGAUGCGGGUUGCGAUUCAUUGUCAAGGAUGUGCUGGAAAAGUGAAAAAACAUAUCUCUAAGAUGGAAGGAGUUACAUCAUUCAGUAUGGUUGUAGAGUCUAAGAGGGUGACAGUGAUGGGGCACAUUUCUCCGGUGGAAGUUGUUGAUAGUAUUUCAAAGGUGGAAAAGGCUGAGCUUUGGAGUUAAAGCACUUCACUCAUAAGGAAUGAUAGGAGAUGCAGAGAUAGAUUCGAAGAACUUUGAAUUUUUCCUUUGUGUUUGUGGUUCUCAAUAGUUGGUGUUUGUGGUCCUCAAUAGUUGGUGGUAGAUACAUAGAUACCUACUCAAUUGACUUGGUUUUUUUUGGGUAAUGUUCAAUGAUAUUUUAAUUCUUGUUGUAAUUUUUAAUACAACUUUCAUCUUAA